Messenger RNA from Linepithema humile (Argentine ant), 3480 nucleotides. Its product is annotated as alkaline phosphatase-like. Gene Ontology annotation, molecular function: alkaline phosphatase activity. NCBI's taxonomy places the organism in Eukaryota, Metazoa, Arthropoda, Insecta, Hymenoptera, Formicidae. The record is from RefSeq and is a predicted model, not a curated record. Gene Ontology annotation, biological process: dephosphorylation.
AAUAGUGUUGUAACACAGUUGCUAUAUUGAUAAUUGCAGUCUUUCAAGUUGUAGAAAGCGCGGGAUGAGCUGCGUAUAUUGUUCGCGCCAUCUUGUAAUCAUAAUCAUUUCCGCCUCGCGCUCAACGUAGUCGUUUCGUAUUUUUCGCGGAGUUUUCCCGUUUGUAAUAAGCCUCUUGUCUAAUAGCUAACAGUAUCGCAUCGAACAAGAAAAGAUUAGCAUUAUGUAUAAUUAGUAUAAGCGAGUGUGAGUAAUUAGAUCGAACUUCGUUUGUUAGAUUGAAGCUUGUAGUUUUGUUACACACCGCGUCUUGUAAUCAUUUCACAUCAUUCAUGAUUUCUGUUUGCUUGUAUGAUUUCCUUUGUGAAAACAUACAAUGUCGAAUCGAAUAAGGGAGACGAUAGACGAGUGCUAUUGAUGUAAGCAAUUUACUUGUGUAAACAUAGCCUCUCUUUCAUUCGCGCAAUGUCACAAUAGUGUUAUUUUGCCCGUUGCUCUGAAAUUGUGUUCUUUAUACGUCGUGUCAUGUAUUGCGUUGUAAUGGCGGUGGGAUUUUAUCGUAUCAGUUUUGUUUGUAUAAAGUAGUUUCCGCGUGUGACAGUGAACAGUGCCGAAUCUAGCAAGGAACGAUGGACAACUAUGUGUGUGUUAAUGUGAUUCCUGUGGACGACAAUGGACAGUGCCGAGUCGAGCAAAGGAUAAUGAACGACUACGAGUAUUAUUAAUAGAGGCGCUUCUGGUAUGAAUCGGCUACGCGGGCGAUUGAGGCGCGGAUCAGUGCUGCGGCUCGUUCCAGCGUCAGCGGCACGACGCCGCCGACCGGGGUGGCACGCGGCGUCAUCCUCUUCGUCGGCGACGGCAUGGGCAUGAGCACUCUCACGGCGGCGAGAAUCCUCUCCGGUCAGCGUCGUGGUAACACGGGCGAGGAAGCGCAGCUUGCGUGGGACGACUUUCCGGCGGUGGCGUUGGCGCGGACGUACAACAUGAACGCCCAAGUUGGCGAAUCGUCGGCAUGCGCGACGGCACUGCUUUGCGGAGUUAAAGCCAAUUACGAGACCGUUGGUCUGGAUUCGUCGGCGCGUUUCGAGGACUGUUCCACCAGUACCAACGCGCACGUUCCUUCCCUUAUUAAAUGGGCCCAGGAUCAAGGCAAAUCGACGGGUCUGGUUACAACCACCAGGGUAACACACGCGACACCGGCGGCUCUUUAUGCACAUGCAGUCAGCCGUUACUGGGAGGACGACGGCAAGGUGCCACCUGCUGCACGUCCCUCUUGCAAAGACAUUGCGCGUCAGCUGCUCGAGGACGAGCCCGGCCGUAACAUCACUGUCGUGCUUGGUGGUGGCAGACGUCAUUUCGUACCAAAGGUGACUGUAGAUCCGGAAGAGCCGGAUAAAGAGGGCAGACGACUGGACGGUCGAAAUCUGAUCGAAGAAUGGUCUAGAAAUCUUCGCCGGAAGAAAAUUCCCGCGAGUUACGUUGCCAACAAGGAGCAGUUUGAAAAUAUAGACCCGGAUAAAGUGAGUCGACUAUUAGGUCUCUUCGCCUAUUCUCACAUGGACUUUGACGUCGACCGGAACACGAACGACACCGGUGAUCCUUCUCUGACCGACAUGACGAUUAAGGCGCUUCGGAUACUAAAUAACAAUCCUAACGGAUACUUCCUCUUCGUGGAAGGUGGAAGAAUCGACCAUGCUCACCAUUACAACAACGCUUAUCGCGCGCUGGAUGAGACGCUAGCGCUGGAGGCAGCCGUCCAGGCAGUUAUGAAGGAGGUCGAUCUCACGGAAACGCUUCUCGUAGUAACGGCGGAUCACUCGCACGUAUUAACCCUCGGCGGACUGGCGACGCAUCGAGGGAAUCCCAUAUUCGGCUCCGACAGCAAGGUGUCGGACGUUGAUGGACAGCCCUAUACAACAUUGCUGUACAGCAACGGCCCGGGUUACACGCAGCCGCGGAAUAUCCUGCGGGAGGCUGGGAAGGAUUCCACUCAGACGGCCGGUGUGCCGAGGGCGUGGGCGACGCACGGGGGCGAGGAUGUGCCGGUGUUCGCCAUCGGGCCCCUUGCGAACGUCCUGUUCUCUGGCAGCAUCGACCAGAGCUACAUACCGCACGCAAUCGCCUACGCCGCCUGCCUGGCCCAUCACGCCAGCCGUUGCUCGCGGGACACGAACAGCACCAGCGCCGGCGACACAAUGAACGCGGCGCCGAUAAGCUGUCCCUCGGCGGAGCCUAACAGCGCGGCGAUAUCCAGCGACGUGAUGAACGACCAGGCGCGAAAUCCACCCACGAAAUCCGUGGCCGGUCCGCGUCGCACGCCCCACGGCGGCCUCGUGCUGCCGCUGCUGCUCCUCGUCCUGCUGAUUCCCCUACGGUGUCCCUGCGAAAGGACGAGUUAAUGCUCCUCUUUUGCGUUCGAGGAGGGAGAGGGAGGGAUUGUCUCUGUGUGACGUCACAGGUACACGACAGUGGAAAAGCCGUCGAAAUACCCGUGUCCUGACGCGGACGUCCUGACGCGUAAUAACGGGCCGAUGGAGUGACCGCAGUGUAAAUUUGACGAAACGAGACGCGGGACGGGACGACGGACGGGUGGAACGCGAGAGUGGUCGUUCCGAACGAGUGGUGUGCUGGUGUGCGUUCUCUCGGUGACCCGUUAAAUGGAUCGUUUGCCCUGCGAUGUCACACGCUGCAGAGAACCGCCGCGAGUGUGUCAGCGCGAGUGGCGACAAGUGCAGCGCGAGUGCCUCUCGAAAAAGGGCGAAUUUCGAGGGCGAUCUAAUGAAAUCGAUUCUCCGCGAGCGUUUCUUCUCGUCGAAGAGAAUGUAUUUCUCGUACGAUGACAAAUCACGAUUUCCGCUGUGCGAUGACUGUCCGCGUGACGGAUCAAAUGAUGUGCGCGCGCGCGCGCGGUCGCAUCGUUCGUUCAUCCUCUUGUGCACUUUCAGUCCCGUGUCUUUAACCUGUUCUCAGGAUGUAGUCGACUGUCUCCACUUCGCGUAAUGGUUUAAUUGGUACGAGUCCUUGUUUGAGGUCGUCUAAAGACUCUGCAAACUUCCCGCUAAUGACUCGAGCUCUUUCAAUAAGGAGAUUACGGACUAAGUUUCUCCGCUUAUUCGUUGUUCAAGAUUUUUAGAAAGCUGCUGAAAAUCGAUCGAUCGAUUACACCGCAACGGCUAUUAGUGUUUGACAAAAAAUAUUUUCACAUCACGGUUUUUUUACCGAUUAAAGGAGAUAAUCCCUGCACAAGAGGAUUAAUCACCGAUCAUCUCGUGCCUCUGAUUGACUUUGCCAAGUAUUUCGGAACUAUCGCUACUUUUUGCAGCAACAAACUCGGGAAUCUUUCGAUUAAAAUUCGGAUUUUGCUAAAGUUUAUUAUUCAAAAUCAAGCGAAUCUCUUUUUUGUUGAAAAAACAGUUGUAUUACGAAAUAUGUGUUUUAAGACUUGAAAUUUUUGUCGGAAUAAACGGCGUGAGAUUUUUA